AUGGCUGACAUAUACACACACUUGUGUAUUUAACUAUUCAUUCGAAAUAAUAUUAACCCCCUUCACACAGUCACACUCACACACCAUUCUUCUUCUUCUAUUAGUAUCUGCAUCUUUCUCAACACAAACUAAACUACAAAACACCCUCUCUCUCCAUAUAUACCAGUAGUAUAUUCACAGUGGGAGAGAGAGAGAGACAGAGACAGAGAGAGAGAGAGAGAGAUGGCGGAUGAAGGGGGGAACGGAGGAGGGCAAGGUGGGUUUGUGAGAGCAGACCAAAUAGAUCUAAAGAGUUUAGAUGAGCAGCUUCAGAGGCAUCUCAGUAGAGCCUGGACUAUGGAAAAAAAUGCUAAUAAUGCAAGCAGCAAUGGUACUACCACUACUACUACUAGUACUAAUAAUAACAACAAUAAUUUCAAGAAAACAGAGCAAGCUGCUACAAAGCAAGAAUGGGAAAUCGACCCCUCCAAGCUCAUUAUCAAAUCUGUUAUUGCUCGUGGCACUUUUGGGAUUGUUCAUCGUGGUGUUUAUGAUGGCCUUGAUGUUGCAGUUAAACUUCUUGACUGGGGGGAAGAGGGCCACAGGACAGAGGCUGAGGUAGCUUCACUAAGAGCAGCUUUCACCCAGGAGGUUGCUGUGUGGCACAAGCUUGAUCAUCCUAAUGUAACCAAAUUCAUAGGUGCUACAAUGGGAGCAUCAGGUAUCAGCAUUCAAACAGAAAAUGGUCAUGUUGGCAUGCCGCGUAAUGUUUGUUGUGUUGUUGUUGAAUAUCUUCCCGGUGGAGCACUAAAAUCUUUCCUCAUAAAAAAUCGGAGAAGGAAGUUGGCAUUCAAGGUUGUUCACCAAAUAGCACUAGAUCUUGCUCGAGGGUUGAGUUAUCUUCACUCUGAGAAGAUUGUUCACAGGGAUGUGAAAACGGAAAAUAUGCUUUUGGACAAGACAAGAACAUUAAAAAUAGCCGAUUUUGGGGUUGCUCGUGUUGAGGCUUCAAACCCAAAUGACAUGACUGGUGAAACUGGUACCCUUGGUUAUAUGGCACCGGAGGUUCUUAAUGGUAAUCCAUACAACAGGAAGUGUGAUGUGUAUAGUUACGGAAUCUGUGUAUGGGAAAUAUACUGCUGUGACAUGCCAUAUCCUGACCUCAGCUUCUCGGAAGUGACAUCUGCUGUUGUCCGCCAGAAUUUAAGGCCAGAAAUCCCUCGAUGCUGCCCCAGUUCUCUUGCAAAUGUAAUGAAGCGAUGUUGGGAUGCUAAUCCCGACAAGCGGCCUGAGAUGGAUGAAGUGGUGACCAUGCUGGAGGCCAUCGACACUUCAAAAGGGGGAGGUAUGCUCCCACAUGAUCACCCCCAGGGUUGUUUAUGUUUCCGAAGGUAUCGAGGACCUUAAGAAAAUUAUUACUGAGCCCGAAUAGUGGUUGUUACAUGUGAUAUUGAAUACCAAGAAAGUUUAUUAAAUUUGGUGUUCUGAAACAUGAUUUCAAAGCUAGAAUCAGGAAUUAAGAACCUCGAAAUUCAAAGCUUAAGAAGUUUAUCUGUGGCUUGUUUACUUCGUCAACUUUAAUAUGCAGUUUUUAAGAUUUUUAUUUUAAA
Molecule: messenger RNA, 1589 nt
Organism: Daucus carota subsp. sativus
Lineage: Eukaryota; Viridiplantae; Streptophyta; Magnoliopsida; Apiales; Apiaceae
Product: serine/threonine-protein kinase STY13
Exons: 6
Coding region: 223-1386 (387 amino acids)
Biological process (GO): protein phosphorylation
Cellular component (GO): plasma membrane
Molecular function (GO): protein serine/threonine kinase activity; ATP binding
Source: RefSeq, a predicted model, not a curated record